Messenger RNA from Pseudonaja textilis, 2602 nucleotides. RefSeq names its product HDGF like 3 (gene HDGFL3). Lineage: Eukaryota; Metazoa; Chordata; Lepidosauria; Squamata; Elapidae. The record is from RefSeq and is a predicted model, not a curated record.
CUCCGCCCGAGGCCUUUCCUUCCCUCCGGAACCGAUUCGCCUUCCUCCCCCGGUGACGGGAGGGAAGGAGGGGCAGCGCUCCCUCGCAUCUUCCAUCCUUGCCCGCCCUCCCUCCCUCCAAACCCGGCCUCUCUCUCUCUCUUCCUCCCUCUCCCCUCCCCCAGCUCGGUGGAUCGGGGGCAAGGCCUGGGAGCGGUGCUGGGGGUGGCCUCGGACGCAGAGACGGGGCGGGCAAAGCUGGACUCGGACCCGAUGGCUCGUCCCAGGCCCCGCGAAUACAAAGCCGGGGAUCUGGUAUUCGCCAAAAUGAAAGGCUACCCGCACUGGCCGGCCCGGAUCGAUGAACUCCCUGAAGGAGCUGUGAAGCCUCCAGCAAAUAAAUAUCCCAUCUUCUUUUUUGGGACUCAUGAAACGGCAUUUCUGGGGCCCAAAGACCUCUUCCCUUACAAAGAAUAUAAAGACAAGUUUGGAAAAUCAAACAAACGAAAAGGGUUUAAUGAAGGCCUGUGGGAAAUCGAAAACAACCCAGGUGUCAAGUUUAGUGGAUACCAGGCUAUUCAGCAACAGAGCUCCUCAGAAACCGAAGGUGAAGGAGGGAACACGGCAGAUGCUAGCAGCGAGGAAGAAGGGGAUCGGGUAGAAGAAGAUGGAAAGGGCAAAAGGAAGAACGAAAAAGCGGGCUCAAAACGGAAAAAAUCUUACACUUCAAAGAAAUCUUCCAAGCAAUCAAGGAAAUCUCCCGAAGACGAAGAUGAUAAGGAUUGCAAAGAGGAAGAAAAUAAGAGUAGCUCUGAUGCCGGUGAAGCAGGCAACGACACACGAAACACUUCUUCAGACUUGCAGAAAACUAGUGAAGGGACUUAACCAACAUAUUGACUGCUGCAUAUUAAGGGAAGACACAAGAAAGUGACAUGUUUGGUUGUUUAAUAUUCUUGGAUUUGAUUAAAGUCAGCACAUCUGUCCAUCAGCAGCAUAUAUGUUUGUAUGCACAUUUAGCCACAUUCCUGCCCAUUCUGUUCUCAGCAGCAACUUUCAACAUCAUACCCCCCCACCCCCCAUUGACACCCCACCAGGUCCUUUUCUAAAUGUCCUUUUAUUUAAUUGCCCAAAAAGUCUCUUUUUCAAGCAAGACCCACACCGACAACGGCCAUUUUUAGAUAACUACUACUACUUUUUUUUUUACAGAAAAAGAAGGGCAACAUCUCUUAAAUUUUAAAACGAAUCUUUAAAAACUGCCUUUAAACACUUAGAAAUACAUGCCCUCUCCUAACAAGUCACAAGGAUCUUUAUUCUGCUUAACAAAUCAUUACGUUUUAAAUUAGCCCUUUAUCCAUUUGUUGUUUUGCGGGGUUUUUUUUUUAAAGGGGGUUUAAAAACAAACAUGGCCAACUAGCAACUUAGGAAUGCUGGUUGUCUUGAGUAAUUUUCUCUUCGCUGACAUCCGGCUGUGUUUUUAGCAGAUUUGCUCGCAUUUUCAUUUUUUAAGGAAAUGGGGAGGGGGGGAAAACGUAUUUUCAGCUUGUAAGAAAAAGAUCAGCCAUCUCUCCUUGGAUUUUGUAUGCAUUAUGUAAAUGUACAUAUUUUGUAUGUAAAGCAACACGGAAUUCCAAAUUUUGAAACCCCAGAUCAAGAUUCCAUCACAUUUAUAGCUCAUUGAAUUCACCAUGGCAAAAAUAUUCCUGCAGUCCAUUUUUUAACUUCUGUCUGGAAAAUUCAAUUGUUUCCUACCCACCAGGAGUACAGAAGUUGGCCAUCUCUGUUUUUAAAACCUCACAAGAAAAUGUACUUGAUUUAUUACCAUUAUAACAAAAAGUCAAUAAUUGUAAGAAAGUACCUUUCCUUAUUAGAACACUCUAGCUUAGCUAUACUCUUAAUCCUUUUCAAGAUCAUGACGUAAUGUAAGUUUCUCUAACUUAGUUCCUAUAUGUGGAGUUAGUAAAAAGUCUUUUGUGUUUCUCUAGAUGAAUAACAAGGAACUUUUUUGGGGGGGGCCAAUACAAAUUGGAGCUUACUGUGUUUUGGGGACGCCUUCCACUUUUAAGCUUAAUUGUGAUUACUGAAAGGCCAACGGGAAACAAAGCCAAAACAUCCAAUUAAAGUAUAAGAAUAACAGUUAUACUGAAAAGCUUAAAAAACAACAAAAAGAGGGGGAAAUAAACCCUGUCAUUUUUCUGUUUUUUUUGUUUUGUUUUCUACUCUCAAAACUAGAUCUAGACUAGGUAGGUAAGCAUUCCAGAAUCCAUUAUUCUGUGUACAUUAUUGUUGCUAUUGUGAGAAUAGAGAAUUUUAUUUAUUUUUUAAGGCCAGCUUUUAUUGUGAAGACAUAUGGGUUUAGUCCGGUUUUAUCGACCCUUGUUAUGCUCGUCCUUGGACCAUCUCUCUGCGUACUCAAGGUUUGUAGUUGAAAAGUUUACUGUACAAAAAAAAGAAAAAAAUCAAAAAACAAAAAAAACUAUUGUUUUUACAGAAUAAAUUUAUUGGAAUGUGUAUUGGGAGUAAGGUUUGAGGUUGUAAGCAGCUGAGUUAGCGUCAUAUUUGGCUUCAUAACGUGUAAUGUGAGGUAUUCAUGUAACUCGAGUAUUAAAGCAACGCAUUCUGUUAA